UCGCUAAAAUAUCUCUAUACGCUACACAGUUGAAGCAGUUCGCUGUUUCUCCCCAUAAAUUGAACUAGAUUUGACACUUUCGCAUAACGUAUGAAUAUUAACAAACAUUAGUUAUGAUUUCAUAGAACAGCCGUCAACAUCCUGACUGCAGGUUUUAUUUUGUCUUUAGCAGCCGUGUGAUCUUUCAAAUGCUCGUUUACAGAUUUCAUCUAUGUCAUUUCUGAGGGUGAACUCUUGUCUCCCUGCGAGCAGCCGUCACAAGAAAAAUCAAGAGCUAGAAGUGAUGGUUCGUUACGAGGAGAGAGCACCGGAGGAGGAGCGUCGCGUGCCGGGCGCGGCGCCAGCGUAAACAACGCGACGCUACUGGGCGCUUGCUGGCGGUCCCGGUGGGGGCAGUUGUAUCGCCGACGGUCCCUGCCGCUGCGGCGGCCACGUCAGUUGUGGCGCGCACGCUGCCGACGCAGGACGCCGACCACGUGCGAGCCAGAACCGGCGGCGGGACACAGCAAGGUGAAAUGCCUGAAACAUCAAAUGAAUCGUCCUCGCCUUUGAUUGGAGUGAUAAAUGAAGGCACUGAUACUGCAAGUUUUGUGGUUAUCUCCCCAGACACUGCAGAGGAAAUUGCAUAUCAUUCCAUAAAAGUUAGACAUAUAUGCCCACGCGAUGGCUGGCAAGAACAGGAUCCAAUGGAACUUAUUGGAGCUGUUAGAGAAUGUAUCAAUAAAACUAUUCUCAAAAUGGAAGCACAGAAUAUUGACAGCCGUAGGAUAGUAACAAUUGGAAUUACAAAUCAAAGGGAGACUGCUGUUCUAUGGCAUUCAGUCACAGGGCGGCCACUUUUUAAUGCAAUUGCAUGGUCAGAUAUCCGUACAGCUUCAAUAGUAGAUCAUGUUUUGGCAAGAGUUCCUGACAACAGCAAGGAUGCUUUGAUGCCAUUAUGUGGACUUCCAAUUAGCCCAUAUUUUAGCGCACUGAAAAUUAGGUGGUUGAUAGAGAAUGUACCUGGAGUGAGAAAGGCAAUUAGGGAACAAACAUGCAUGUUUGGCACAGUAGACUCCUGGAUAAUAUGGAAUUUGACUGGUGGCAGUGAAGGUGGUUUGCAUAUAACAGAUGUGACAAAUGCUUCUAGGACAAUGCUUAUGAAUAUAGAAACUCUUCAGUGGGAUCCAAUACUGUGUAGGUACCUGCAAAUUCCUAUGAACAUAUUACCUAAAAUUCACAGUUCAUCAGAAAUAUAUGGGUAUAUAACAGAAAACCCACUACGAGGAAUUCCAAUAUCAGGGAUUUUAGGGAACCAGCAGUCUGCAUUGGUUGGAGAAAUGUGUUUGAAAGAGGGAGAGGCAAAAAAUACCUAUCGGUCUGGCUGUUUCCUCAUGUACAACACUGGAACAACACGAGUGCAGUCUAGCCAUGGAUUAGUGACAACAGUUGCCUAUCAAAUGGGCAAAUCGGCUCAACCAGUUUAUGCUUUGGAAGGUUCUGUGGCAGUAGCUGGAGCAGCUGUUAAGUGGCUGAAAAACAAUAUGAAUCUAAUAAGUACGUUUGCUGAGUCAGAGAAAUUAGCCGAUGAAGUAAGGACUACUGGUGAUGUUUAUUUUGUUCCUGCUUUUUCUGGACUUUAUGCACCUUAUUGGAGAAAAGAUGCUCGUGGCCCGCUCAAGUAAACGUGAUGUCUCUUCACUGGGAGUGGCAAUUGCAGCUGGUCAGGCUGAAGGGAUUGGUGUUUGGAAGAUCUCAUAUAUCAGCCAGAGUUCACAUCCCAGUAAAAUUUUUGAACCGCAUGUGUCUGAUGAAGAACGGGACCAUAGAUACAACAAAUGGAAAAUGGCAGUUCAGAGAAGCCUAGGAUGGGUCACAACAAAGAAAUCUGUUGCAAUGACAGAUGAACGAUAUCGACUCCUUGCUUCGAUUCCAGCAAGCCUUUUCCUCAUGACAAGUAUUGGUUUGCUCGUCCUAGCCAGGGAACUUGGCAGAUGACAUCAAAGCCGACAGUUAUGCCUUUGCAGAUACUAUGAAUCUUUUAUGUAGUGCCAGUGUCUUUUUUCCCAUCUGUAGCUGUUGCAUGACAGUAAAGGUUGUUAUAAUUUUUUGUACAUUCAGCCACUAUUGUACAUAUUUGCUGUUAAAUUUUGAAAUUUUAUUUUUAUGUUUUUAAAUUAU
Messenger RNA from Schistocerca piceifrons (Central American locust), 2160 nucleotides. RefSeq names its product glycerol kinase-like. Gene Ontology annotation, molecular function: glycerol kinase activity. Gene Ontology annotation, biological process: triglyceride metabolic process; glycerol metabolic process; glycerol-3-phosphate biosynthetic process. The record is from RefSeq and is a predicted model, not a curated record. NCBI's taxonomy places the organism in Eukaryota, Metazoa, Arthropoda, Insecta, Orthoptera, Acrididae. Gene Ontology annotation, cellular component: mitochondrion.